Messenger RNA from Silurus meridionalis, 2119 nucleotides. Its product is annotated as nuclear factor 7, brain-like. Bases 40 to 1713 code for a protein of 557 amino acids. The transcript is spliced from 8 exons. The record is from RefSeq and is a predicted model, not a curated record. Gene Ontology annotation, molecular function: protein binding; zinc ion binding. NCBI's taxonomy places the organism in Eukaryota, Metazoa, Chordata, Actinopteri, Siluriformes, Siluridae.
AGCAAAAAUAGUCAAAACAGAAGGAAAAGAGGAAUAGAAAUGAUCUUUUUUUUACUGAAACUGAAGCCACAGCUGGUAAAAGUCAUGGCUUCCUCCAGCAGUGCUCUGUGUGAAGAUCAGCUUGAGUGCUCCAUAUGUCUGGAUGUGUUCACUGAUCCAGUCUCUACUCCAUGUGGACACAACUUCUGUAUGAUUUGUCUAAAAGAGUAUUGGGACAGCAGUCCACACUGCCAGUGUCCAUUGUGUAAGGAGAAAUUCUCCAAUCGUCCUGAUCUACGUGUGAAUAAGUUCAUCUCUGCACUUGCUGCUCCAUUUAAGAAGUCAAUUCAAGUGAAAUCCAGCAGAGCUGCAGAAAAACCCACCCGAUCUCAGGUGCUCUGUGAGAUCUGUUGUGAAAAGAAGUGUGUAGCCGUGAAGUCCUGCCUGAUCUGUAUGGCUUCUUACUGCAAGACUCAUCUGGAACCUCAUGAUAGAGUUUCCUUAUUAAAGAAGCACAAACUGAUAGAUCCAGUGGAGAACCUGGAGGACUACAUCUGCCAGAAAUAUGAGAGACCCCUGGAGCUGUUCUGCAGAGAAGACCAGACAUGUGUGUGUCAGUUCUGUACUGAAGGAGACAAAUCCCACAACACUGUUCCUAUAGAGGAGGAGAGUGUUGAGAAGAAGAAUGAACUGGUGAAGACUCAAGCAGAAGUUCAGCAGAAGAUCCAGGAGCGACUGAAGAAGAUUGAGGAGAUUAAACACUCUGUAGAAGUAAAUAAAAAAAACACAAAGAAGGAGAAAGCAGAUGCUGUGAAGAUGUUCAGUGCUCUUAUAUGCUGCAUUGAGAGAAGCCAGGCUGAGCUGCUUAAGGUGAUGGAGGAGAAGCAGAAAGCAGCAGAGAGGCAGGCUAAAGAGAUCAUUAAAGAUCUGGAGCAGGAAUUCAGUGAGCUAAAGAGGAGAAACACUGAUCUGGAGCAGCUCAUACACACUGAGGAUCACCUCCACCUUCUACAGAUUUACCCAUCACUGUGCAGCUCUCCACACACCCAGGACUGGACUUCCAUCACAAUUACCUCUCAACUGAGUGUGGAUACUCUGAGGAGAGCUUUGGCUCAGCUUCAGGAGACUCUCAGUCAGGAAAUGCAGAAGAUUGAUGAAACUGAACUGAAGAGAAUUCAACAAUAUGCAGUGGACGUGACUCUGGAUCCUGAUACAGCUCAUCCUUAUCUCAUCCUGUCUGAUGAUGGAAAACAAGUUACAUGUGGAGACAUAGAACAGAAUCUCCCUGAUAAUCCAGAUAGGUUUUAUUAUUGUGUCUGUGUGUUGGGAAAGAAGGGAUUCUCCUCAGGGAGAUUUUACUAUGAGGUGCAGGUCAAAGGAAAGACUGAGUGGGAUUUAGGAGUCGCCAGAGAAUCCAUUACCAGGAAAGGAGAGAUUAUAGCCAGACCUGAAGAUGGAUGCUGGUGUGUAUGGCUGAGGAAUAAGACUGAAUAUAAUGUUUGUGAUGCUCCUCCUGUUUCCCUCUCCUUGAAAAAUGUUCCUCAGAAGGUUGGAGUGUUUGUGGAUUAUGAGGAGGGGCUGGUCUCCUUCUAUGAUGUUGAUGCAAAAUCUCAUAUCUACUCUUUCAGUGCUCAAACUUUCACUGAGAAACUUUAUCCUUACCUUAGCCCCUGCACUAAUGAUAAAGGUGAAAAUUCAGCCCCACUGAUCAUCUGCCCUGUUUAUCAAAACUAAUGAACUGCCGAAAUCUGAAAUGUAAAAUGUUUUUUUUAAUGGUUUUGGUGUCCAUGGUGUAAUUUCAUGCUAAUUAAAGUUGUCUUCAUUAGAAACGAUACAACAAAAGGAGAAUGUUAAAAAUGACUUUUUGAUAAGGGAAUAGUGUUUGUGUCUACACAGGUUUUGUUUCUUCUGUACACAAUCUUUACAGAGUUUUAUUAGAAAUUAAUAUUAAUAUGUUUAAACUACAGCCCGUGGGAUGAUUACGACCCGCCCCGACAUUUGGAAUGGCCUUCUAAACAAUGCAAUAGUGUAAUUUUUAAAUAUAUGUUUUAUUUAUAUUAUAUUUGUAUUUAAUAAUUAGGGCCGGCUUUUACCGUCAAAUUUCUCUUCCGUAGCCUAAUUGUCAGAUUCACCCACCAAA